AUGUCAGCCCCCGGGAAGCCCAAUUCCCGACAACGCAUUCCGCUAUAUCAGCUAGUACUCUCGCAAGAAACUAUCACCGACGACGUUCUUCAUCACCAAUGGGAGGGCUGUGGUACAGAAGAAGACCCAUAUUUGGUUGAAUGGCUAGUUGAAGAUUCUAGAGAUCCCCAUCAGAUGCAAGGCUGGCUGAAAAUGUCAAUCACUCUACUCCAAGCUGCUUCUUUCCUUUCCAUCACAUUCGCUUCAUCUGCUCUUUCAGCGGCAAAUCCCCAAAUCCGGGAAGAGUUUGGGGCUAGCGCUGAGUUGGUCGUUGCAGACACUUCGCUUUUUGUUCUUGCUUUUGCAAUUGGGCCAGCAAUAUGGGCCCCCUUGUCUGAAAUCUUCGGUCGUCAGAUCAUUUAUAUCCUAACCUAUGGCCUCACUACAGUUUUGGCUGGAGCAACGAUUGCAAGCCCAAACAUCACUGUACUUCUUGUUCUCCGGUUUCUAACAAGUGCAUUUGGCUCUUCGGCAAUUUCUAAUACCGGCGCUGUGAUUUCGGACAUGUAUGUGGCCCGCGACAGAGGAAUAGCUACAAUUGCCUAUGUUGGAGCUCCACUUUUCGGUCCAAGUCUUGGGCCAGUAGCUUGUGAUUUCCUCGCUGUGUAUAAGGGCUGGAGAUGGGUGCAGGGUCUCAUUACUAUCUUCAAUGGAGUGGUGUUUUUAAUGGGUACCAUCUGCAUUCCCGAGACCUUUUCACCAGUUCUUCUGCAGAAGCGAGCCGCAAAGCUUAGCAAACUUACUGGAGCUGUGUACAAAAGUCGUCUCGAUGUCGGUGAUUCCCAUCGAACAGCCAGACAGAUCUUUGCCAAAACUAUGGUCCGGCCAUGGAUAUUGCUCUUUUUGGUUCCGAUCGUUCUGCUACUGUCUAUUUACAUGGCAAUAAUCUACGGCACCAUGUACAUGGAGUUUGCUGCCUUCCCUAUUGUCUUUGAAGAUACCCUCAAAUGGUCACAGAGUACUUCAGGGUUGUCAUUUUUAGGAAUGAUGAUCGGGCAAAUCCUCGGUUGCAUCUACUCCACCUUCGAUGACAUCCGUUACAAGAAAGUAGCGGAUAACACUCCUUAUGGCCGACCACCCCCAGAAGCCCGAUUGAUCCCAGCCAUGGUCGGCUCAGUAACCCUUCCAAUCGGUCUGUUCUGGUUUGCUUGGACCAACUUCCCUCACAUUCCUUGGAUCGUAUGUGAGAUCGGAACGGUUCUCUUUGGAUUCUCGCACGUUUCAAUCUUCCUGAGUAUUCUGAACUACCUUGUCGAUGGCUAUACUAUCUACGCUGCAUCUGCGCUGGCAGGUAACGCUGUUAUUCGAGCCGUUUUUGGCGCAGCAUUUCCUCUAUUCACUACUCCAAUGUACAAAAAUCUCGGCAUUCAUUGGGCCUCUUCGAUCUCUGGCUUCCUUGCUGCUGCCUGCCUGCCAUUCCCUUGGAUAUUCUACAAAUAUGGACCCGCUAUUCGCCGAAGAUGUCGCUAUGCCGCUGAGUCCUCUCGCCAAUUAGAUGCCAUGGCCGAUCGAAUGCGAGCACAGACUGAGUUAAAGGCCAGCGCUGAAACAAGGCUUGAGGAUGAAACUGGUUUCAUCCCGAACUCAAAUCAGUCAUCUGCCAACAAGGAAUCCAUUGAGCAUUGA
Messenger RNA from Penicillium salamii, 1665 nucleotides. The record is from the annotation of a GenBank genome assembly. NCBI's taxonomy places the organism in Eukaryota, Fungi, Ascomycota, Eurotiomycetes, Eurotiales, Aspergillaceae.